AUGGGGAAAACCCAAACUAAAACUAUCAGAAUCCAAAAUUUUCGGAAUUUGGUAUUCCAAUGGCUGAAUUUACGCUAUAGAGGAACCGAGGAGCUAGUGCUUCAGCCCCUGAUCCGAGCAAUACCAAACAAUCUGGAGUCGCGGGUCGUUGACCUGGGCCUGGCCUGCUUGGUCUGCCUGACGGAGGAGCCCGGCAGCACCUCUAUUUACGGCCAUGACCUGGAGCCACCGCAUAUGCAGAUCCUGGACAAGAUCCGCAGCUGCACCGGCCUCCAACUGGAGCGUCGCGCCUACGCACACAUGCAGGGCUGGCCGGACAAGAUAUGCCAGCAGUGUUACAUCGAGCUAACGGUGGCCUAUCGCUUUCGGGAAAAGUGCGCCACAGUGGAGAAACUGUUCCAGUCGGCUGCCGGCCUCUCCCCGCUGCAGUUGGAGCAGCAGCAGCAGCAGCAGAUGCAGCUAAAACUGGAACUCGAGCAGCACCAGGUGCGCCUGCCUGCCACGCUGAAGAUCAAGCGUUUGGAGAUGGAACCCGUUGCUGUAUCCGGCGGCGCGGUGAGCAGUGCACUGGUCAAGACCACCAAGUCUUCAUACUACCAGAAAAUAGUUAAGGUGGAUAUAGAGGAGGUGGAUGACGAAGAAUCGGAAGAGGAAGCGGAAGAGGAGGAAGUGCCGACGGCGGCAGCGACGACGACGGCGGAUACGGUUACCCUGCUGCCGGACGAAGCCAUGGUCCUGUCCUUGACCGAUCUCAAUGAGACCGAUCCUAUUAAAAUGGGCGCAGAAAGCUCUACCUCCAGCGACGACGAGGAGGAGGAUAGGGAGGAGGCUGAUGAGGAGGAGGACAAGCUGUUAGCUUUGGAUCCCUGGGAUAACGACCAGACGCCGGAGCAUCUGUACGAAAUCGAGACACCAAUACUGGAGGAAGAGCUGCCGUCGCCGUUGCUGCUGCCACCACCGCCACCUGCCCAGGCAACCACCAGCAAGCUAAGGAAGCGCACGUACCGCCGCGUUACGCCCAUUGUUAAGGAGGAAGCCGAUGGAGUGGCGGAUUCCGCCCUAGACAAGGAUUAUAUGCCGGUGGCGACCAACUCCAAGCGCCGCCAAUCGGAGCGCUCGCCCAAGAUCUGCGAUGUUUGCGGGAACACGUACAAAUACCAGCAUGCCCUGAAUGCGCAUAUGCGACGCCAUAACAACGAGCGUCCGUAUCCGUGCGAGGUGUGCCAGAAGGCGUUCAUCUCGAACGUGGAGCUGCGGCGUCACAUGCGCGUUCAUACCGGCCAAAAGCCGUACGGCUGCAAGUUCUGUGAACGCCGCUUCUCGGAUUUUGGCAGCAGCAAGAAGCACGAGCGGAUUCACACCGGCGAGCGGCCGUAUGUGUGUGAGGUGUGCCACAAGGGAUUCGCCUACGCCCAUGUCCUGUCCGUUCACCGGCGCACGCACACGGGCAAGAAGCAGUUCCAGUGCACCAAGUGCGACAAGGGAUUUACCAAGAAGAGUUACCUGUCGGCGCAUAUGGACCAGCAUCGAGGCACGGGAUCGGGUGAGUUAUCCGGUGGCUGCGAAGGAGAAGCAACGGAAUCGGAUUUCCUACGCAAGCCGGACGACUCAUUCUCCCUGGACUCGGUGGUGCUGGGCGAGCAGAAUAAGGUCCUCGAGGAGUGCAUUGUCACCAACGACUUCAUGUUCAACGAGGAGGAUGAUGACCAUGGCGGGGCCGAUGUGGAUGAGAACGAGGAAGCGGAGGCGGCGGGGGAAGCCCAUCAUCAUGAAUCGUAUCCGCCACAGCCAGACUUUGACGACGUCAAUGGCUAUCAGACAGUGCGAUCUGUCAAGGAGCUGGUGGGCGAUCUGCUCGAUUCCGAGGAGUUUGAUGACGAAUCCAAAUAUCUGAUCGACUAGUAUUACCCCUCCGCACGAGUCUCUCCCGUAUAGUAAACACUAAAUUCCCCAACCCACCCCACACCCUGUAGGUGUUAGUUUUUAGUUAGAAUUCUAGGCCCUGCAAUCUGUGUAAAUAAAUUGAAGAGAUAUUUGGAUAAAAAUCAACAAA
Messenger RNA from Drosophila kikkawai, 2053 nucleotides. RefSeq lists its product as uncharacterized. Gene Ontology annotation, molecular function: RNA polymerase II cis-regulatory region sequence-specific DNA binding; DNA-binding transcription factor activity, RNA polymerase II-specific; zinc ion binding. The record is from RefSeq and is a predicted model, not a curated record. Lineage: Eukaryota; Metazoa; Arthropoda; Insecta; Diptera; Drosophilidae. Gene Ontology annotation, biological process: regulation of transcription by RNA polymerase II. Gene Ontology annotation, cellular component: nucleus.